AUGAGUCCCCCACCUCAGUCCCUCACCUCCAGUCCCCACCGCCAGCCCCCCACCUCCAGUCCAACCACCUCCAGUCCCCCACCUCAAGUCCCUCACCGCCAGUCCCCCACCGCCAGUCCCCCACCUCCAUCCCCCACCUCCAGUCCCACCACCGUCAGUCCCCGCACCUCCAGUCCCACCACCGUCAGUCCCCCCACCUCCAGUGCCCCCCUCGUCAGUCCCCCACCGUCAGUCCCCCACCUCCCCCCACCGUCAGUCCCCCCACCUCCAGUCCCCCACCGUCAGUCCCCCACCGUCAGUCCCCCCACCUCCAGUCCCCCCACCUACAGUCCCCCCACCUACAGUCCCCCACCUCAGUCCCCCACCUCCAGUCCCCCUCCGGCAGUCCCCCCCCGUCAGUCCCCCCACCUCCAGUCCCCCACCGCCAGUCCCCCCACCUACAGUCACCCCACCUCCCCCACCGUCAGUCCCCACCGUCAGUCCCCCACCUACAGUCCCCCACCUACAGUCCCCCACCUACAGUCCCCCACCUCCAGUGCCCCCACCGUCAGUCCCCCACCGUCAGUCCCCCACCUACAGUCCCCCACCUCCAGUGCCCCCACCGUCAGUCCCCCACCGUCAGUCCCCCCACCUCCAGUGCCCUCACCGUCAGUCCCCCCACCUCCAGUCCCCCACCAUCAGUCCCCCACCGUCAGUCCCCCCACCUCCAGUGCCCCCACCGUCAGUCCCUCACUGUCAGUCCCCCACCGCCAAAUCUGUUGGGACACUGUAGCUAAUGAAGCUCAGUACAUCUCUAGCAGCUGA
Messenger RNA from Pseudoliparis swirei, 804 nucleotides. RefSeq lists its product as uncharacterized. The transcript is spliced from 5 exons. The record is from RefSeq and is a predicted model, not a curated record. Bases 1 to 804 code for a protein of 267 amino acids. Lineage: Eukaryota; Metazoa; Chordata; Actinopteri; Perciformes; Liparidae.